CCUACGACUCCCAGGAUGCACCGCUCGGUCACGGACGAGCAGCGCCUGCUGGGAGCUGUAGUCCCAUCCUGCCCCUCGGCUCAGGAAGGAGCGUUGCAUGCCGGGAGCUGUAGUCUGUGUGGGGCCGCUCUGCCUGCUCGGGGAGCGUUGGGUGCUGGGAACUGUAGUCCCCGCGAGACCUGCUCUGCCCACGCGGGCCAAAGGGGGGCGUUGAGCCUGCGGGGCGCUAGCUGCCUCGAGGGGUCCCUGUGCGGGCUUGGUGGUGGCUCUGCCUCCUUCCCCAGGGCCCCUGGCCAGACAGGCGGACGACCCCCAGCUCCGCCUCCCCUUGGGGCUGCAGGUCCCAGGGGUUCCCAGACUUUCCCCCCUGAGGCCCACCCGUGCAGCUGCAAUAGGCUCUGUGGCCCACUAGGAGCGUGCAAUGGGGCGUGCUGGGACCAGGGCCGGCGAGAGGCUGAAGGGGCCAGGCAGGUGCCACAGGCAGCCCCCGCCGACACCCUCUGCCUCAGCAGCCCCCCGAGUGCCUCCUGGCAGCCCUGCCCCCGUCGCCCACCCAGCACCCUAGCACGCCUCACAGGCACCCGCUGCCCAGGAACGAGGGGAAGCUCACAUUGCUGCGUGACACCAAGACAGAUGGCAGCUUCCUGGUGCAUCACUUCCUCUCCUUUUAUCUCAAAGGGAGUCAGUCUGACCGCAGCAAAAGAGCGGGGACAGCUUGUGUUCUUGGAAGGCCUGAAAUCCUGCUUUGACGUCUUGUUUGGUGAGGAGCAGCAUGUGGGGCAGCCCAAUCCCCUUCAGUUUAUAAGCGAAGAUGGCUCCAACCUGAAAACCAUGUAUGAGUUUGUCCGGACAUCCCUGAUGGCCUCUGGUAGCGAUUCCUGGAAAUGCCCCGUGUUGCUGGUGGAUGAUCUCAGCGUCCUGCUCAGCCUGGGUGUGAGGCCGGUUGAUGUUUUGGAUUUCAUCCAUUACUGCAGAGUUGCAGUGUGUUCCCAGUUACAGGGGAACAUAGUGGUGCUAGUGCACAGCAGUGAUGAUUCAGAAGAUGAGGAGAAUGAACUGGUCGUGAAUUCCCUCUGUCACCAGAGCAACUUGAUCCUUUGGGCAGAGGGGCUGGCUACUGGCUUCUGUAAAGAUGUUCAUGGACAGUUAAAGAUCAUUCAGAAGGGGUCAUCCGAGCUGAAAGCAGAGAGGAAUCUCUUCCGAAUCUACCAGUAUAAAAUUCAGGACAAGAAUGUCACAUUUUUUGCCAGGGGAAUGUCAGUAGCUGUGUUGUGAAUUCCAAGGCACAAUUCAGUGCAGGACUUGAGGCCAAGGGGAAAGUGGUGCUUGAUACCUGGAAAAAAACAGGAGAUGCCAGCAAUACAGCCUGGGUAUUUUUUCAGCAGUUUCCAGGGCCAAUCCAGUAAAUGUGGUGUGAGCAGGAUUUGCAUUGGCACUAAGUAGCAUUUAAAACCCAGUCCUGCAGGGAACUCUGUGCAGGUGGAGGGAUCUGCCUGAGCUGAGCUUAUUGCAGGUUCGGGGCCUGAAUCAGUUCCCCUCCCUUUACUGUCCAGCAGCAUUCCACUGUAGUAUACAAAGGGUUCGAAUUGCAAAGAAGAGCAAAAUAUAAUGAAUUUUAAAUAUAACUAACAAACAGGCAGCUGCCAUCUCGAUAGUCUGAUACAGCUUAUUAUUGUUCAUUUAUUUGAAAAAAAAAGUAGGCCUAGUCCAUCAAGAUUGCAGUUCCGUUGUGCUAGGCACUAUAUAAAUAGUGAGAGACACUACCUGCCCUGAAAUGCUUAAAAACAUAAGAGCGGCCAUACUGGGUCAGACCAAAGAUCCAUCUAGGCCAGUAUCCUGUCUUCUGAUAGUGGCCAAUGCCAGGUGCCCCAGAGGGAAUGAACAGAACAGGUCAUCAUCAAGUGAUCCAUCCCCUGUUGUCUAUUCCCAGCUUCUGGUAAACAGAGGCUAGGGACAUCAUCCCUGCCCAGCCUGGCUAAAAGCCAUUAAUGAACCUAUCCUCCUUGAAUGUAUCUAGUUCUUUCUUGAACCCUGUUAUAGUCUUAGCCUUCACAACAUCCUCUGGCAAAGAGUUCCACAGAUUAAUUGUGCAUUGUGCGAAGAAAUACUUCCUUUUGUUUGGUUUAAGCCUGCUGCCUAUUAAUUUCAUUUAGUGACCCCUAGUUCUUGUGUCAUGAGGGGUAAAUAACACUUCCCUAUUUACUUUCUCCGUAUCAGUCAUGAGUUUAUAGACCUCUGUCAUAUCUCCCCUCAGUUGUCUCUUUUCCAAGCUGAAAAGUCCCAAUCUUAUUAAUCUCUCCUCACACAGAAGCCAUUCCAUACCCCUAAUAAUUUUUGUUGCCCUUUUUGAAUCUUUUCAGAUUUCUAUAUCUUUUUAGAGACGGGGAGACCACAUCUGCACGCAGUAUUCAAGAUGUGAGCACACCAUGGAUUUAUAUAGAGGCAAUAUGAUAUUUUCUGUCUUAUUAUCUAUCCUUUUCUUAAUUAGUCCAAUUAGACAAGACAGAAGGUAGGAGUGAAGGAAUCAGUGCUAGCAUUGGAAAGGCCUGGCAAUCAAAGUUUAAAAAUUCUAUAACUUAUUUUAAACUGGGUUAAGAGUUGGUUUAAUCACUGAAACAUACCAAAUGAGACAGCAGCUACAGGUGAUCUGCACAGGGAAAAAAUAGCCCGGUGCUCCUCUUCUGACUGUGUGUCUGUAGAAGGCCUGACAGGGCUUUAUUAUGGUUUUUUUCUUCUUCUUUAUUCUAGAAAUACAGAUCCCACUCUUUGUUUGUCUUGUCUAUUUAGAGUGCAACCUCUGGAGGACAUCUCUCUUGCUGUGUAUUAUGUACAGAGCCUAGCACAAUGGAUGUGCAGUCCCAGUUGACGCAUGGAAUACAAUCCAUUACUGACAAUUGUGAUAUACUAGCAGCUUCUAAUCUGUGUGUCUGAGAAAACCCUAUUGAGAGAUCAUAAUCAGAGUUUAAUUUUAAAAAAAAUUACAUGCAUUAAGUGACAAG
Molecule: messenger RNA, 2999 nt
Organism: Caretta caretta (loggerhead turtle)
Lineage: Eukaryota; Metazoa; Chordata; Testudines; Cheloniidae
Source: RefSeq, a predicted model, not a curated record